UGAACCAGCGAUGUGAAAAGGCCUGCACGUUGCCCACGGCAUCUUCAGAUCAUGCGGCAGUGCUGGCCUCAUUUGCAAUAGGCAAAAUGGAGACGGGUAGACCACCCGCAUCUGUCCCUGCGUGGGUCUUCUCCUGUCCGGACUAUCGGCCGAUCGUGCUACGCUUUUGGGAAGAUUGGGCUGAGCAAUGCCCCCAGGAAGAGUACCUCCCACGGAUCACCGAGGCCAUCGCCGCCCUCCGAAGCAUGCUGCUGUCUAAGCUGCGAGUGCAACGCAUGGCGCACCAGCGAAUAGGACAAGAAUACGUGGAAAGGUUGCUCAUGCUGGACAAAGGGCCCGGAGAUACUGAUGAGGAUGAGUGGUGGGCGGAGCAAGUGGAAUUAGCACGACAAUGGAGGGAAUCGCAGAUGGAGGACGCAACAUGUUGGGGGCACAGGAAUAAGGAGGCAUGGAUUGUGGUGGGCGAGAAGAUGGCCAGACGCUUUUUCGCCGAACUUAAAAAAAAGAAAGCAUCCACAGUCAUGACUGCAAUGACGCACCUGUUCGACCUAACAAUAGGCCGGCAGGACACCACGCGGGGCAUCCUCAAGUGUGUAACCGACUUAUAUAAGGACCUGCUCACCGAAGAAGAGACGUGGUCCUCAGAGGCCAUGGCAACCCAGGCAGAGAAUGAGGUGUGGCAGCACGUCCGAACCCGGUUGGAUCUGGACUGCAGCUGCCGGCUUGAUCAGGACAUCUCCAAGGAAGAAGUGGAAGCAGCAAUUCGGGAGCUAUCGCGCCUCAAAGCAUCAGGCCUCGACGGGAUGCCGAUCGAGCUUUUCAAGGAGUUUAAGUGUUUCUUCGCCACGCUCUUAACCCAGGCAUUCAACGAGGCCCUGAUGCACGACUCACUUCCCGUGGGCUUUGCGGACGCCUAUGUUGUUCUGUUGUAUAAGAAGGGGCCCAAGGAGGAUGUUAAAAACUGGCGGCCAAUUUCAAUUUUGAAUGCUAUCUAUAAGAUAUUGGCCAAAGUCAUGGCUACCAGAGUCAAUGGAGUGCUGCCCAGGCUGAUCCACCCUACGCAGACGGGUUUCGUCCCUGGCCGGCAAAUAGUGACAAACAUCUUGCUGGCGCAGCAGUUGCUUGAGGAAGGUGAGGUGUCAGGGCAGUCACUGGCCUUUAUCUCCAUAGACCUCCAGAAAGCUUAUGAUAGGGUCAGAUGGGAAUUCCUACUGCAAGCAAUGGCCAGGCGAGGUUUUGGGUCCACCUUCAGGGGAUGGGUCAGGACUAUGCUCAACCAAGCGUACACAGUCAUGCAAGUCAACGGAGUAAGGUCGGAAAGGUUGAAAGUAACUCGCUCCGUGAGACAGAGGUGCCCCCUCUCCCCUGCUUUGUAUGUAAUCUACAUCGAAUCACUUCAUGAGCUUCUCAGGGGGGAUUUGAGACUGCAGGGCCUGCGGCUGCGGCAGGGCGAUGAACUCCGAUCUUUGGCUUUUGCAGACGACACGGGAGCUAUCAUCCUGCCCACGGUGCAGCAGCUCCGCUUCCUACAGGAGGACUUGGGAAUCUUUUGUAAGUUCUCGGGAGCGCGAGUCAACUGGGAAAAAUCGCAUGGCGUCUUACCCCCAGAUAUGGAACCGCCCGAAGGUUGGGAUCUCCCAUCUGCCGCCGAAGGCCGGACGCGGUUCCUUGGGGCCAGUAUCGCCCCCAGCUGGGGGGGCGUCGAACAAAUGCCCAUGCAGGCGGUGGCGGCGACAUCCAAGCUUAACGCGUGGGCCAAGGCAGUGCACUUGGGAGUCUUUGGUAAAGCCCUGGUGAUUAAGAACUCCAUUCUGGCCACAUUGUGGUAUGCAGGGGCUAUUCAUAUGUCAGGUAGGCGGACUUUCGCAUACUUGCGACAUGCCAUCCAAGCUUAUCUUUGGUCUAACAACGCAGAUUCUCAAACCUCAAUCUGCAGGGUGGCCUGGAGCAAGCUGACUCAGCCCAGAGCUGAAGGAGGCCUGGGCCUGCUGGAGCCACGGCUGCAGAUGAUGGCCCUCCAGAUGCGGCACUUGGUAUGGUAUACCUGCUGAGAACGGGUGGGGAGCAGUGGCACUCCCUCACCACUCAGCAUUUGGCGUACACCUUACAUUUACCGGCAACACUUGUUG
Chara braunii is the source of this 2129-nucleotide messenger RNA. The record is from the annotation of a GenBank genome assembly. Lineage: Eukaryota; Viridiplantae; Streptophyta; Charophyceae; Charales; Characeae.